Molecule: messenger RNA, 1152 nt
Organism: Didymodactylos carnosus
Lineage: Eukaryota; Metazoa; Rotifera; Eurotatoria; Philodinida; Philodinidae
Source: the annotation of a GenBank genome assembly
AUGGUUGCUACGCGAGUACUAUGCACGCUAGGUGCUCGAAUCCUGUGGCAGCGUUCGACUUUAUUACAUCACAAUACAUUCGUACGUACGAUGUCUAACAUAACAAAAAGUCAAGUAGAAUCUAGUCCGGAUCAAUCAUUAUAUAAUUUCUCUCAAGAAGAGUUAAUGAUCAAAGAAACAGUCGCUCGUUUUGGAAAAGAAAAAGUUGAACCGUUUGUGAAAGAAAUGGAAGAAGAUAGAAAAUUUAAGCCGGAAAUUCAACAGGCAAUAUUUGAUCAAGGAUGGAUGGGAAUCGAAAUACCUACGGAAUUUGGAGGAAGUGGCUCAAAUUUUUUUUCAUGUAUUGUUGCUAUUGAGGAGGCAUCUAAAGUAGAUAGUGCAUUUGGCGGCUUUAUUGAUCUUCAAAACACUGUUGUCAAUCCUUUUUUCAUUAAACUUGCUAAUGACAAUCAAAAACAAACCUAUUUACCGAAAUUAGCCCAAAAUAUGGUUGGAAGUUUUUGUCUGAGUGAACCAACCUCCGGAAGGAUAACAACGUUUAUUGUUGAUCGUGGUACCGAAGGAAUGCGUAUUGGCAAAAGAGAAGAAAAACUUGGCUUAAAAGCAUCAUCGACAUGUCAGGUGCACUUCGAUGAUUGUAAAAUACCAGCAAAAAAUAUUCUUGGACAACUUGGACACGGUUAUAAAUAUGCAAUUAGUAUGUUAAAUGAAGGAAGAAUAGGCAUAGCUGCUCAGAUCUUUUUUGUUUGUCAGAUGGUGGGUGUUAGUCAAGGUUGUUUUGAUAGAACAAUUCCGUAUACAAAAGAAAGAAAACAAUUCGGACAACGUAUAUUUGAUUUUCAAGGUAUGCAACAUCAAAUAUCAACAAUUGCCACUCGAAUUGAAGCAGCUAGACUUUUGACAUAUAAUGCAGCACGAUUACGAGAUGCUAAUAAACCAUUCAUAAAACAAGCGGCAAUGGCAAAAUUUUAUGCAUCGGAGCUCGCUGGACAAGUUACAAGCAAAUGUAUCGAUUGGAUGGGAGGACUAGGCUUCUCCACAGACUAUCCGCAAGAAAAGUACUUCAGAGAUUGUAAAGUUGGAACAAUUUAUGAAGGAACAAGCAAUAUGCAAUUGAACACGAUAGCCAAAUAUAUAGAAAACGAAUAUUAA